UUUCAGGGCAGCUUCAAAGACGGGUCUGGAUCGAAACACGAGAAAAGCUGCCAAAAGUUUGCCGGCUUUUACUUGUUCCUCCGGUUUGUCACAUUUAUGCUGGCUAAAAUUUUCGCAGCACCAGAGUAUCUCUUGGGCCAGCAGGUUGUGGUGGUGGCUGCAAUAGUGAUGUUUGCCUUAUUCCGACCCUACCGCGAGCCACUGUACAACCUCAUCGACGUUUUAGCGUUUGCAAUGCUUGCAGUUAUAAACUCGAUCACGAUCUACCAUGUAAUGGUUGAGCUUGUGGGUCAGUCGAUGUCGGUACUACUCUUAGCUUUCCAGUACUUUCUGGUGUUCUUACCACUUCUUAUAUUGACAGUGGUGGUAAUCUGGAAGACAGUGAAGCACUUUAAUGGAAAUCGUAAGCUCAAAAGCUACAGCUUUCUGUGGAGAGGUCGGAGAAUGACUACAGCAACAGAUGAGGAAUUUCUUUCAUUUGUGACGGCAACCAGAGACAGGGAGAAUGAUAAUGUCGGGAAUGAUGAACGCAUUGAGGCAGCCUUGUCAUUCUAUGCCAGUGUUUCGGAGUCUGUAAACAGUUAGGGAAUAAGUGUGCACGUGGUCAUUCUGAUAUUGUG
Molecule: messenger RNA, 620 nt
Organism: Geodia barretti
Lineage: Eukaryota; Metazoa; Porifera; Demospongiae; Tetractinellida; Geodiidae
Source: the annotation of a GenBank genome assembly